Syngnathoides biaculeatus (alligator pipefish) is the source of this 1008-nucleotide messenger RNA. RefSeq names its product hyaluronan and proteoglycan link protein 2 (gene hapln2). The transcript has 5 exons. Bases 1 to 1008 code for a protein of 335 amino acids. The record is from RefSeq and is a predicted model, not a curated record. NCBI's taxonomy places the organism in Eukaryota, Metazoa, Chordata, Actinopteri, Syngnathiformes, Syngnathidae. Gene Ontology annotation, molecular function: hyaluronic acid binding. Gene Ontology annotation, biological process: cell adhesion.
AUGGGCGUCUCUCUGCUUCUACUCGUGGGCUUCCUGACCUGCCCCACGGUUCUGCUCUCAGCUCCGACCACCUCAGCCUCCAAGCUGAAGUACCUCCUGGAGCCGCCCGUGUACGCGGAGGUGGUGGCCCGGCGGGGCGAGAACGCCACCCUGCCGUGCAUCCUGAAGAGCAAGCCCGACCACUACAAGGUCAAGUGGACCAAGCUGGAGCCGGGACGCGUGGGCCCCGAGAACCUCGUCAUCAUUUCCAACGAGCACGCCUUCAAGCGUCACGGCCGGCUGGGCCCGCGGGCGUCCCUGCGGCGGGCCCACAACAUGGACGCCUCCCUGCGGCUGGGCCCGCUGCGACUGCGAGACGGCGGCCGGUACCGGUGCGAGCUCAUCAACGAUAUCGAGGACGAGAGCGUGGUGGUCACGCUGAGGAUCGAAGGUGUAGUUUUCCCGUAUCAGAGUCCAAAGGGCCGCUACAGGAUGAAUUUCCGCGAGGCGGAGGCGGCGUGCGAGGAGCAGGACGGCGUACUCGCAACCUACGAAGAGCUCUACAGAGCCUGGACGGAGGGUCUGGACUGGUGCAAAGCGGGCUGGCUGCAGGACGGAAGCGUGCGCUACCCCAUCAUCAGCCCCCGGCCCGCCUGCGGCGCUCAAACGGGUCCCGGCAUUCGCAGCUACUCCCCCAAAGACAAGGACGUAGACCGCUUCGACGCCUUCUGCUUCACCUCUUUGACCGCGGGUUCCGUCUUCUACAUCCCGGGCGCGUUCUCCCUGGAGGAGGCCGGGCGGGCGUGCGGACGUCGGGCCGCCGAGCUGGCGCUGGUGGGUCAGCUUUACGCCGCUUGGCGUUUCCGCGGCUACGACCGAUGCGACGGCGGAUGGCUGAGCGACGGGAGCGUGCGCUUCCCCAUCGGCACCCCCAGGGGGCGCUGCGGCGGCAUCCCCGAACCCGGGGUGCGCUCCUUUGGGUUUCCCAAUCAGACGUCGCAUCUCUACGGAGUUUAUUGCUAUAGGUAG